AGUCAGCAGACCGGAGCGAAGUAAAAAAAAAAAAAAAGAAGAAAAGAUGAUGAGGAUAAAAACAAUGCAUUUGAGGAAAAGCGCGUAUUGUGUGAAUGUUUAAGCGGCGGUGAUGUAGUUGUGAUGGAGCUUGUAGGUUUAGCGGUGUUUCGGGACAGCCCCUAUGUUUUCCUCCAUCAUCAUAUUGGAUGAUAUUGUCAGCAGGACGUUGUUCCUCUGCUGCCCCCCGUCCAUCCCGCCGUACUUGUCAAGUGAACAUGGCGACGGUACCAGUCUAUUGCAUCUGCAGAUUGCCUUACGACGUGACCCAGUUCAUGAUUGAGUGCGACGCCUGCAAGGACUGGUUCCACGGCAGUUGUGUUGGUGUGGAUGAGGAUGACGCUCCAGAUAUUGACAUAUAUCAUUGUCCAAACUGCGAGAAGACCCACGGCAAAUCCACACUAAAAAAGAAAAAGAAUUGGAGCAAGCAUGACACGGGGCAAAGCACAGAUAUCAGAGCAGUUCAGAAUGGCAGUCAAGUUUUCAUAAAGGAGCUAAGAAGUAGAACGUUUCCAAGUGCCGAUGAUAUUGUGGUGAAACUAGGUGGCAGUCAGCUGACUAUGGAUUACCUGGAGGAAAACGGCUUUGAGGAGCCUGUCCUGGUUCAGAAGAAGGAUGGUCUUGGCAUGUCAAUGCCUCCCCCCACCUUCUACAUCAGUGAUGUAGAAAAUUAUGUCGGUCCUGAUGUCGGCGUUGAUGUUGUUGACGUGACAAAACAGACGGAUAGCAAGAUGAAGCUGAAGGAGUUUGUUGAUUAUUACUACAGCACAAACAGAAAGAAAGUAUUAAACGUCAUCAAUCUGGAGUUCUCCGACUCAAGGAUGAACAACAUCGUGGAGAGUCCUCAAAUCGUGCGGAGGUUAUCUUGGGUAGAGAACUACUGGCCUGACGACGCUCUGCUCGGGAAGCCAAAAGUCACAAAAUACUGUCUCAUCUGCGUGAAGGACAGCUACACAGACUUCCACAUCGAGUGCGGCGGUGCUUCUGUCUGGUAUCAUGUAUUAAAGGGAGAGAAGAUCUUCUUCCUCAUCAAGCCCACGUCAGCCAACCUGUCUCUGUACGAGCGCUGGAGGUCCUCAUCCAGUCAUAGUGAAAUGUUCUUUGCUGACCAGGUGGACAAGUGUUACAAAUGCCCUCUCAAGCAAGGACAGACGCUCUUCAUCCCAUCAGGUUGGAUCAACGCAAUACUGACCCCAGUCGACUGCUUGGCGUUCUCUGGCCAUUUUGUCCACAACCUGAGCGUGGAGAUGCAGAUGAGAGCAUAUGAAAUCGAAAAGCGGCUCAAGGUCAAAACUCUCAACCCAUUCCCCAACUUUGAGACGGCAUGCUGGUACGUGGGACGCCAUCUCCUUGAACGAUUCAAAGGUUUACACAAAGCAAAUAAACAGCCUGCACCAUAUCUGGUCCAUGGUGCAAAAAUCAUCAACGGAGCCUUCAGGUCGUGGACUAAAAAACAGGCUCUCUUGGAACAUGAAGAUGAACUUCCAGAGAACAUGAAACCGUCACAGCUCAUUAAGGAUCUUGCCAGAGAGAUUAGACUGUCAGAGAAUGCAACAAAAGCUCUAAAAUGUGAGCCCGGUUUUAAAGUGCCAGUCGAGUGCCCGCUAUCCACACAUUCAGACCCCGAAGAGCCGGUCUCGCCGGCUGAGGUCCCCUCCCCAAGCAGCGAGAUAGCCAGAAAAAAAGCCUCCAAACCCCCUAAACCUCCUAGGCCACCAAACCCCCUAAAGAUGCCCAAGGCUCCUAAACCUCCUAAAUUGCCCAAGGUCAAAGAUGGAGGUAAGAAGAAAAUAAAAAAUCUCAAAGAUUCACCACCUCCACCUAAACCCUCCAGUUUCGCAGCUCUGGAGUCCCAUGCAAAGGACAUCUUGAGUAAGAUGGACCAGCCGAAGAAGACCAAAGGUGUGAAGAAUAUUCUGACUCUGUCAGAAAAGGAAACAUUACAGCAAAACAAUAUGGAAAAGUUUGAAAUCAGAGAGCAGAAUAAAAACAAGACGGAAGCAAAAUGGAAAUAUAAGAAUAGUAAACCAGACUCCCUGCUGAAAAUGGAAGAGGAGUGCAAGUUUGACAGAAUGUCGCUGUUGGGCAAUAAAGACAAAGUCAGCUUUACGAUGGCACGCAAGAAAAUCCUGGGGUCCAAGACACUGAAACCUCAGACCAACACAAGUCAUUUUGGCACCUUACAAAACCUAAAAGAGGAUAAACCGAAGCCAGUGAGAGAUGAGUAUGAAUACGUCUCGGAUGAGGGAGAACUGAAGAUUGACGAGUUCCCCAUUCGACGGAAAAAGAACACAGUAAAGAGAGAUCUUUCCUUUUUGUCAGAAAUCAGAGAACCAAUUCAGCCAGCCAAAAAACCAAAGUUCCAGCCCUUGGUGACAAAGGGCACCGAUUCUUCCGAUGAAGAAACUCUGCAUAUAGACACAGAAGCCAAGCCAGAGAUGAAAUGUCGCAACUCAAAGGCCAAAAAAAAAGGUGGCAGCGCGGCUGGCAUUCUUGACUUGCUGCAGGCCAGCAAGCAAGUGGGCGGGAUUGACUACAGCACCAACAGUCAACCACCAGCAUCUCCCAGCACACAGGAAGCCAUCCAGGGCAUGCUGUCUAUGGCCAACCUGUCAUCGUCAGACAGCUUGCAGCAGCCAUGGAGCAACAAUCAAUCCAGAAACAAUAGUCAGUCAAAGAGCAUCUUGCACAGCUUGCAGACCAGCAAGAAGACCAGCGGGGGUGUCGGCAUCGGUGGCAGCAGCAACAGCAAACAGCCCACAAAGCGGCUCUUUAAGAAACCCCAAAAAAGCAGCAGUAUUGAUAGCCUUGAUUAUGAUGAUGACCAAGAUCACAUGGAUGCCUGCUUUAAGGACUCCGAUUAUGUUUAUCCCUCAUUGGAGUCUGAGGAGGAUAAUCCGGUUUUCAAAUCAAGAUCAAAAAAACGGAAAAGCAGCGACGACAUUCCAUACAGCCCGACAGCUCGUGUAGGACCCUCAGUUCCUCGACAGGAAAGGCCUGCAAGAGACGGAGCGCGAGUAGCCUCCAUAGAAACAGGCCUGGCCGCUGCUGCGGCAAAGCUUUCUCACCAGGAAGAGCAACAAAAAACAAAGAAAAAAAAACUGACCAAAAAGAAGACCGUGAUAGAGGAGCCGCUGAAGAUCUCUCAGGAUAGUAGCUCACCAGACCACAAUCUGGACUCCCAGGAUGGCAGCCUCACAGACCAUGAGUUCAACACUGGAACAGUCAAAUCCCCAGUCGGGCCGCAGCCCAUGGCGCCGGGGGUUUUUCUCAGCCAAAGGCGACCGUCCAUGUCGUCUCCUAACAGCAACACCACAAGCACCAACAGCAACACCACAGCAAAGGCCGAUCGUGGAGCUUCUGCAGAUGCCAAAGCUAAGAGGCUAAAGAAAGGCAUGGCCACAGCCAAACAGAGACUUGGAAAGAUCUUAAAGAUUCAUCGAAAUGGCAAACUCCUCCUGUAGCAUGACGCCAACUGUAGGACUAGGAAGUCCUGAACCUCUUUUCAGGACUCGAGAAAACAUUUUUCAAUUUCCAAGACCGACAUCACGCAAAAUAGGUUUUUGCCUGUCCUUGGACUUUUUCAGCGACUAAAGUGUACAUAACCUACUAUAAAUAUUUUUAAUAGAACGUGUCUCCAUUGGACUACAUCAGUUUGUCAGGGAAAGGCUCCAACCUGCAGCAGUCAUUCCAGGAUUUCACAAAGUAUCCUUUGCAUGUCUUCACUUUGCAUGUGUGCUGGCUUUGGGGGGUUUUACGGAAUCAUUCUGCCGGAUGCAGCUUCAUCAUUGCCUCGCUCAUCAGCCACAAGGUGAACAAACUUAGCGCAUGAAUACACUUUUCUAGUCAUCCUGAUGUGUUAGGACUUGAGUUUGCAAAGCACUAUCACGGUUAAUGUUUAUUUAUUUCUUUACUGCGUAUGGAUGGAUAAGAGAGUAGGACGUCAGGAAAAACGUGUAAAGCACAAAGUCAACGAGGAGUAUUACUGCAUAGCAAACAGUAUACUGUGUGGCAUUAUGGAAACCCCAGGGGCAGUCCAUGGGAAAAAGAAAGACAUAGGAUGUUGAUACAUGAGGAUUUUUCCUAGCUUCUGUUGCUUUCACAGGCAGCAUCCAAAUCCUAAAGCCAUCUGCGUUUUUAUUACUUUUCACAUCAUAUAGAAUGUAGCUUGUACAUAGCCUUUCAAUACCUACUUUUUCUAGUAUUUUCUAUCAAGGCUUCAAGUGUAUACACACAUACACACACACACACAACCAUACACACUUGUGCAUCUCAGUGAAUUUCAAUGUUUUUAAAUGUAUUUCAGUCGUUCAACACAGAAAGUGAAACUACAAUAUAUAACAUACAUUAUAGUCUAUAGAUUGGUUUACACACACGGUAAUUCAUUCUUAAACGGGACCUGUUAUGCUAAUUUCCGGCACUUUGUAUUGACUUGUGGAUUCCUAUAGAGCAGCUCCACACAAUAACCAGCACAGAAAGCUUUUUAGAUCUCCCAGAUUUAGCACUUCUUUCUGCAGUUUCUCCAUGGAUUUCCCGCUUCCCACCCAAACAGUCUUAUUUCAUUUACUCCACCCCCUGCCCUUCUGUAGGUACACCCCCUCCACUGUGAUUGGUCACACGCCCGAGUGCUCCCAAGGACUUCUGGAUACAUUGCUUAGCGUUUACAGAGUGCAGGAAAUCUGCAGCGCAAAGGCGCAAAUCUCGUUAUCUGAUUUUUGGCAUCGUUUAAAACGGGAAUACAACAUUCUAACUACAUUUAUAGGUCAGAAAAGUGGGAAAAGCAUAAUAGGUCCCUUUUAAUUAUUCAUGACCCAUGAAUAAUCUCAUGAAAUGUGAAAAAUUGCCAACAAGUCGAAAUAUUGAAAAUGAAAUGAAAUCAACUUGCAAAAGCUUCCAUUGCCUUUAAGUAGAUCGCUUUGACUACAUUGAACUCCUGAAAUCAAACACAUUUUGCACCAUAGUCUCAUUGAUUGAGAUGCGCUUAUAUACAGUAUACACGUGCAUGUGUGUGUGUGUGUGGUGUGCGCACAGGGUGUCCCAAGACUCUGGACAUUUAAUGUACACUACAUACAGUAAUAUAAAUACAUACAAAAACCUUUAAUACAUAAAAAAAAUGAACACAAGUUUAAAUAUAUAUAGUACAAUCAUUACUACUAUUAAUUAUCAAUACAAAUAUUUAGAUUUAUGUACAUGAUUAUUGGUAUUUGACAUAUUAAUUACAUAUGAAAUAUUUUGUAAUAUUUUAAUAUAGUUGUUGUUUAAUAGUUUUACCUACGUGUCCAGACUUUAUGGCAAGCCAAUAUAUACUGUACAUACUGUAUGUGUAUCCAGAAAGGAUUCAUCACAGCACUUUUCCUACAUUUUGUUACAGAGCUAUCCCAAAAUUGAUAACAUUUUCACACAACAACCGAAAAUUUACUUUCAAAAGUAAAAAAAUAAAUAUAACCCCACAAUAUUAUACUUUGCCAUGCAGAUGAAAAAUAGCAUCCAGGGGCCCUGUUGCACUAAACUACGAUAAGGAAGUAAGCCUGGAUAUUUGGAUAUCCUGGCUCGACUUAUCCAUGAUCCGCUUGCACAAAAGUGGGAUAGUGGAAAAGUGGAAUAUGUUCUGAAAUGGAGUUACCAUGGAUAUUUAUUCUGUGCUCCAGGCCAGGCUAAGGUCCAGCAUUUAUUUCAUCUCAUCCCUUAUCUCAAUCAUUAGUCACCAUAAAUGGAAAAACCAAUAAUGUACCCACAACACUUUGUCACAUUCAACUACAACCACUGUCAUUAUUUGUUAUCAUUCAUUUCAAUCAGCUCCGCUUAAUCAUUUAUCCUGGAUGUUUGAAUCCUACUUCUGUUUCCACUGAUCUCUAUUGACAUCUGUCUAUAGCUUCAUGGGAAUGGCAAAUAAAUAUUAGGUAAAUAAAUUUUAAAAAGUGCUUCUCUUUCAAGAAAAAUAUCAUAUCUACAACACAAUAAAUUUGUAAUAUUAUGACGAAAGAAAGAAAAAAAAGAUUCCCCAAAAUAUAGAAAAAAACUGUCAAUAUAAUUAUAUUUUAUUUCUACAUAUUUUUAUGAAGUUUGAUGAAAAAAAUGACAUUUUUGAAUACGGCUCUAAUAUAACAGAAUGGAGAAGUCAACACUGAAUAUUUCUGGAUGAAUUGUAUGUACAGUAUGUACACGCAUACACACACACACACACACACACACAGGAUGAGGUUAUUUUUGUUGUGUUGGGAUUCCUGGUGUUGCCUGGAAAACAACUGAAGAAAUGCUUUUAAUUGAUUUGUUCUAUGGCCUUACAUACAUUGUGGUUCUGUCUGAACAAGAGAUGAAGCUUUGAGGUAAAACUAUAUACAUAUAUAUAUACUCUAUAUAUACUGUAUAUAUAUAUACAUAUAUAUAUAUACAGUAUAUAAAAAGUAGAAAAAAAGUCUUAAAGUUUCUAUGACCAGCCUCUUGUUCAAGUUGUAGUCUCCAGGAGGGUUUGAGAAUGAUUUAAUUAGCACCUUGUGAAGUGUUUCCGUGUCAGUGAUGUAAUUUAUUAAUGUUUGUAGCUUUUUAUACUGAAACGACUGAAGAGGGUUUGGGUUUUUUUUCUAAUGUUUCAUCAACUUGUGGAGUUUCUUUUCUUUUCUUUUUAAGGUGUGCUGCAAAGUGGAACCAUGUGUCCGUCCCCCACCACUCUUGUCUUUGCUAUCAGUGUCAUAUUAUUAUUAUUAUUUUGCAAUACCGUCGUUAUAAACAUCAAUACCUUCUGUCGUUUUGCUACGGUCAACACAUUUUCCCAGUUGUUUUUUUUUUUUUUGUGCUGCGCUGUACGGCAGCAGUGAUGACAUCACAGAUGUACUGUGAGAAUAUCAUGUCACCGUUUCAUUUGUACAAAAUUGUGUUUUUAUUUUGGCCUCCCGUCUUAUUAAAGGCAUUCGCUGUGACAGGCAGCGAAUGGUAUCUGUUGUAGCCGUCUUCCCUUACUGUUAUUUACAGUAGUAGUAUUUACAAAUCCUUUUCAACCUGAAUAUAUAUUUUUCUGUAUUUAGACAAUUCUUUUUGAGAUCAUGUCUGGCUUUUUUAAAAAUGUUUCAUUCAGAGGAACAAACAUAUUGUCGUUGAAUGAUAUGCUUGUCCGCUUUGUUUACAUUUGCAAUACAGUUACUGUGGAAAAACC
Messenger RNA from Doryrhamphus excisus (bluestripe pipefish), 7189 nucleotides. RefSeq names its product PHD finger protein 2 (gene phf2). Lineage: Eukaryota; Metazoa; Chordata; Actinopteri; Syngnathiformes; Syngnathidae. The record is from RefSeq and is a predicted model, not a curated record.